Molecule: messenger RNA, 639 nt
Organism: Candidula unifasciata
Lineage: Eukaryota; Metazoa; Mollusca; Gastropoda; Stylommatophora; Geomitridae
Source: the annotation of a GenBank genome assembly
AUGACCACACUGUGUGAUGAUGAUGAUCGGCCAUGUACCAUUGCAGAGCUGGAGAACAUUAUUACAGCGCCAUCUGCUGGUUUAACUUUAUAUCCUGGAAGAGCAUAUGAUGAAGUGUACGAUGGAAUUUUCAUAGGAGAGGGAGAUUCAGCACAGAGUAUCAGCUGUAUGAGGAGGCUGGGUGUCACCCACGUAUUGAAUGCAGCUCAGGGAACAGACAUUUUUCAUGUAAACACCAGUCAGGCUACAUAUACACGAGCAAAACUUUAUUUUCUGGGGAUUGAAGCUACUGACUUUAUCAACUUUGACCUCUCCAAGCACUUCCUUACAGCUGCUAACUUUAUAGAGGCUGCGUUACAAGCAGGAGGGAAAGUAUUUGUCCACUGUGUGCAGGGGGUCAGCCGGUCAGCCACCUUAGUGAUUGCUUAUUUGAUGAUCAAGAAACACAUGACUGUUCAGGAGGCACUGCGAUUGGUCAGGGAGAAGAGAGAAAUCUGCCCAAACCCUGGCUUUCUCCAACAGUUGUGUUGCCUCAAUGAAGAUCUGAAAAAGUCUGGACAUUUCAUACCUAACACAAACCCUGCAAAAGACUGUCUGCCUGUUAUCUCAGGCCCAGUUGUUUACAAAUGGCAGAAAUGA